Messenger RNA from Hyla sarda, 1544 nucleotides. It is a transcript of the gene ACADM, whose product is annotated as acyl-CoA dehydrogenase medium chain. NCBI's taxonomy places the organism in Eukaryota, Metazoa, Chordata, Amphibia, Anura, Hylidae. Gene Ontology annotation, biological process: medium-chain fatty acid catabolic process; fatty acid beta-oxidation. The transcript has 12 exons. Gene Ontology annotation, molecular function: medium-chain fatty acyl-CoA dehydrogenase activity; flavin adenine dinucleotide binding. Gene Ontology annotation, cellular component: mitochondrion. The coding region runs from base 120 to 1394 and encodes 424 amino acids. The record is from RefSeq and is a predicted model, not a curated record.
CUUGGGCCGGAUUGGGUGCCGAACGGUCACGUGGUAGGGGUACGUUUCGCUGAAGGCCGUCACGUGGUCCUUGUGUCAUCAAACGUCCUUUAGUGGUCGCUGGAUUACAGUCUGCUGCCAUGUCCGCUCUCAGGGUGACCAGGGUUCUGCAGAACAUCGCUAAAACUGGCUGGAGGGCCCAGUCCACCGCUCCUCAGGCUGCCAGCGCCGCGUCCUCCUCCUCCUCCUCUCAGGGCUUCAACUUUGAACUCAGCGAGCAGCAGAAAGAGUUUCAGGCCACCGCUCGGAAAUUUGCGAGAGAGGAGAUCGUCCCUGUAGCCGCUCAAUAUGACAAAUCUGGGGAGUAUCCUGUUCCACUUAUUAAAAGAGCAUGGGAGCUGGGACUGAUGAACGGACAUAUCCCCGAACACUGCGGAGGCCUGAACCUCGGCAUCUUUGACACGUGUCUGAUCACAGAGGAGAUCGCCUAUGGAUGUACUGGUAUUCAGACCGCAAUAGAGGCCAAUUCUCUGGGGCAAAUGCCGGUGAUCAUUGCAGGCAAUGAGGCCCAGCAGAAGAAGUACCUGGGAAGAAUGACCGAGGAGCCGCUCAUGUGUGCAUACUGUGUAACUGAACCCGGAGCUGGAUCGGAUGUGGCCGGUCUGAGGACGAGAGCAGAGAAGAAGGGCAACGAGUACAUCAUCAAUGGACAGAAGAUGUGGAUCACCAACGGAGGCAAAGCCAACUGGUACUUCCUAUUGGCUCGCACAAAUCCCGACCCUAAGGCUCCAACUGGAAAAGCUUUUACUGGGUUUAUUGUAGAGGCAGAUAGUCCUGGAGUACAAAUUGGGAGAAAGGAGAUGAACAUGGGUCAGCGGUGCUCGGACACCAGGGGGAUCGUGUUUGAAGACGUCCGUGUUCCUGCUGAAAACGUCCUAAUUGGAGAAGGAGCCGGUUUUAAAAUUGCCAUGGGGGCGUUUGAUAAGACCCGGCCACCGGUGGCAGCCGGAGCUGUGGGAUUAGCUCAGAGGGCGCUGGAUGAAGCCACAAAGUAUUCUCUGGAGAGGAAAACCUUCGGAAAAGUCCUGGCUGAGCAUCAAGCAGUGUCCUUCUUAUUGGCCGAGAUGGCGAUGAAAGUGGAGCUGUCCCGCUUGGCGUAUCAAAGGGCAGCCUGGGAGGUGGACUCGGGCAGAAGGAACACCUACUACGCCUCCAUUGCCAAGGCAUACGCCGGAGAUAUCGCCAAUCAGGUGGCUUCAGACGCUGUUCAGAUAUUUGGAGGAAACGGAUUUAACAGUGAUUAUCCUGUGGAGAAGCUCAUGAGGGAUGCAAAAAUCUACCAGAUCUAUGAAGGUACAGCCCAGAUCCAGAGACUCAUCAUUUCUCGGGAACAUUUCGGCAAGUACAAGGAUUGAAGUAUUCACUCAGGACCGAACGUCUUCCUACACCCUCGGCCUUAAUGACAAGUUUGGCGUCUGCGCUGCAGGAGUUUCGUUACUUUGUAUCACUGCACUGUAGGACUGGCUGCAGAUUGGCGGCUUCUUGAUUGCGUCCAUCAGUUUUUU